CCCGCGAGCUUCCCGAUUGGAAGGCUGCUGUGCGGAGGUGGGGAGAGGAGCCGGGGCGGGGCGGGGCGGGCAGAGCGGCCGGGUCUCGGCCGUGCGCGCGGUCUAUAACGGCGCACGGAGAAACUCGCUAGUUUACUGUGCCCCUCGAGGCUGCGGGAUGCAGCCCGUGGUGCUGGUCACCGGCGCCAGCAGUGGCAUCGGCUCCGCCCUAUGCAAGCGGUUACUGCAGGAGGACGCUGGGGUCCGGCUGUGCCUGGCCUGCCGGAGCAUGCAGAAGGCUGCUGCCACCAAGGCCAUGCUGCUGGCCGCCCACCCUGCCGCCCAGGUUACCCUCGUGCGCCUGGAUGUCAGCAGCCUGGAGUCUGUCCUGCGGGCAGCCAGCGAGAUCCAGUGCAGGUUCCAGCGCUUGGACUGUCUCUUUCUGAAUGCUGGGACCAUGCCAAAUACCCAUGUUAGCUUCAAAGCACUGAUCUCUGGUCUCUUCUCCGGGAAAGCAAUCCAUAUGCUGAGCACAGCGGAGGGGCUGUUAACUCAAGAAGACUGCAUCACUGCAGAUGGCCUGCAGGCUGUGUUUGAAACCAACCUCUUUGGGCACUUUAUACUGAUUCGGCAGCUUGAGCCUCUGCUAUGUUGCCUUGAAAAGCCCUCCCUGCUCAUCUGGACAUCUUCCAGCAAUGCCAGGAAGUCUGCUUUCACUCUCACUGACUACCAGCACAGCAAAGGCAACGAGUCUUACAGUUCCUCCAAAUAUGCCAUUGACCUUGCUAGUGUGGCUCUGAACAAGCACUUUAACAAGCAGGGGCUGUAUUCCAGUGUAGUUUGUCCAGGUCUUGUGAUGACUAACCUGACUUAUAGAAUUCUGCCAUCUUUCUUCUGGAAGCUACUUAUGCCCAUCAUGUGGAUAAUCCGCUUUUUCACCAAGUCUUACACACUAACUCCAUACAAUGGAGCAGAAGCUCAGGUAUGGCUCUUCAAACAAAAGCCAGAGUCACUGGAUGCACUAAUGAAAUAUCACAGCUGUACUUCACCAAUGGGGAAGAACUAUGUGGAGUCCCAAAAGAUGGAUGUGGAAGAAGAAACUACUGAAAUAUUUUAUCAAAAGCUGUUGGAACUGGAGAAGCAUGUCCUAGCAAGAUUAAAUGCUCCCUUUAGCCCUAAGUAACAAGAUCCAGACAAGGCCUCCAAGGACAAAUCUUUCUGGCACUAGUGACAUUGGAGUUCCUUCUAAGUGGGUAUUAUGUGUUUGCAGUAGAGGCCUUCUUGGAGACCUGUGGCUUUGUAGCACCUCUCAUCCUUCACUCAGUCUGGGAAGAAGUGCUCUCCUAGAAUGGGAGAUAUGAGAGGGAUUGAAUAGUUAUUUAGUCUCUUGGAGUCCAGUACGAGAUUGCUCUCUCCACUAACGCUUUCUAGUAACUUGCCUAAACCAGGCCUCCAUUUCUGUACAUCAUGGUCUUCACAAUAAACUGCAGAUUCCAAGAACUACUGAGAAAAAGUAUGAAUGGGUUGAGAGCUCAGUGUGAGCACAAGGUGAAAAUAGGUGGAAGGGCUGGACUUGCACAGAAGGCUCCUCAGUUGCCAGGCUUCCUGGAUAGCCACAUGUGCCUGUUAAGGUCAUACUCUUCAAAAACUGAUCAACAUGUCUACAUGGACACUUAGUGUGCAUGCUAGAGUACUGCAGAUUGACACCCCAGCUUGCAGCACACUAUGGCCAUGCUGCUCGCUAGAAGCCCUGUAGUGUGCUUUUCUCUUUCAAGCAUGAGUAGAUCAAAGUGCCCGAUGGAAUUUUUAGAGCUCACCAGCAGGAUCCACACUAUCACUUAAUGUGAUAGGCUGCAGCUUGAUGGAGAGAGGUGACCAUGCUCUGCUUCUGCCUAAAGUACAAAGUGCUCUUUACACAAAGAAAGGAGCAGUACUGCUUUCACCCUUGGGUUGUAGCAUCUUGUAUUGAGGCACAGAGUUGGUGCAGACCUCAGACAUAACUUCUUCAGCCUUUGGGAAGGCACUUUUGAUACUAAUCUGUUAGAAUCCUGUGAGAGCAUCAACAAGGGUGAUCCAGUUGAUAUACUAUAUGGGGACUUUUGGAAAGCCUUUGACAAGGUCCCUCAUUAAAAGUUCUUAAGCAGACAUGUGAUAAGAGGGAAGGCCCUCUCAUGGGUCAGUAACUGGUGAGAAGAUGGGAAAUGAAGGGUAGGAAAGAAAUCAAUAGCAGUCAUAAAUUAUCUGGGAAAGGGGGUGAAUAAUGAGUUGGCAAACUUUUGCUGCUGACCUAAAAUAAGUCCAGAUAGUGAAGUCCAAAGCUGAGUGUGAAGACUUAAAGGGAUUUUACAAAUCUGGGUGCCAAAAUGGCAGAUGAAGUUGUUGAAUGCAAAGUAAUCCUGAUUGGGAAACAUAGACUGAGAGAACCAUAGUCCAUUCUGCAUUUGUGACCCUUCUCCCAGCCAAUGAAUGAGAACCUGGACAAGAUAGCAUCCUACAUGAACAUCAGAACAAAAGAGCAAUGGCCCAGAUUUGUUUUAGGGUCUCUGAGUAAUAACCAAGCCAUUGAAGAGCAGUCUCCUCGGUUGUUUGGUAAGGUGCCUUUGACCUUUCUGAUAAAUGGCGUCAGCAGCUUUUCAUCCCCUGAUGUGGCUUAAUGGACAGGGCACUGGACAGCUUCAGGAGACCUGGGUUCAUUGCUGGCUCUGUCACUGGCCUGCAUCGUACCCUCUGCAAAUAGGGAUGAUGAUACCAACAUCCUUUAUAAAGCACUCCGAUCUCUUAAUGGAGCAUUAAAUAAGAAGCAGAUCUCGCUAUUACCACAGGAACCAGGGACAUCUCCAUGGCCCCAGAGUGCCAAGGGUCCAGGUGAGCAGAGGCAGCUAGAUACUUGGACUCCUCCCACCACAGCCUUCUAAAUUUUUCACAAAAAAUGGAGGAUUAGACUCGGGCUGCUUGGUGGCUGGAUGGUCCGUGUUCACUAGGUUUUUUUGAGAAAUGGCAGCACGUUCUCCUUUGGAAGUCAGCAGCCUGCACUAGGGCAGUUUUUGCAGUCACCACCUACCAUGUACCCAGGCCUUUUCCAUCAGGCUUCACCAGCCAGUAAGGAUACUAUCUGUGAAGUAAAGUAUUUUCAACAUUCUACUUCCCCAGACACCAACAUUGGUCAAAGCUCAACCCAAGAUGACCUAGCAUGUGUUUCUCUGAACAGUAACACACAACUUUUUCCCAGCAGAAAGGUGUGAGCACCAAGCACAGUCAGCCUGGAUUAAGCUAGCUUACUGCUACCCAGAACAAUUCUACCUGAGACUUUCUGGGUGUGGUGAGGGUAGCAAAGACCCUGAUUUUGGUAUCCCCCACAGCCAUGGCGCAAGAUUUACAAAAUCAGUGUGACGAAUGUGUGGUGAGCAAAUGCUGUGUGUCCUAGAGUGUGGUUUAUGUUCUGAACUUCUGAGUUACUGCUCACCUGGCAGAGGGGAGCAGACAGCUCAGUGCUUUCCUCACUGAUGUGCACAAUCACAAGGUCACUGAUUGUAAGCCACUGAGAUGGAAUAGGUCUAGCUAUCCAAGCAAUGGAACAACUACCAUAUUCUACAAGAUGGCCUGACUCAGGGUGAUUGGGGAAAACCAACCUGCUGCAGAAGGAAGCACUCACUCCUGGACCCUGUGACAAAGACACCAUGAGCAAUCUGGUAAUUGAACCAGGUACAUGGAGGGAGAGUGGGAAGAUGUAAAGAAACAACUGAUCACCUGGGAGAGGAGAGAGUGUUUCUGGGAGACAAAACUGAGACCAGGUCAGGUCCCAGAAGCUCCUUGGCUUCCUAAAAGAAGAUAAGCUGGUUCUGUUCUGCUCCUGUAAUAAUAAUAA
Molecule: messenger RNA, 3844 nt
Organism: Chelonia mydas (Green sea turtle)
Lineage: Eukaryota; Metazoa; Chordata; Testudines; Cheloniidae
Gene: HSD17B7
Product: hydroxysteroid 17-beta dehydrogenase 7
Exons: 9
Coding region: 158-1162 (334 amino acids)
Biological process (GO): cholesterol biosynthetic process
Cellular component (GO): endoplasmic reticulum membrane
Molecular function (GO): 3-beta-hydroxysteroid 3-dehydrogenase (NADP+) activity; 5-alpha-androstane-3-beta,17-beta-diol dehydrogenase (NADP+) activity; estradiol 17-beta-dehydrogenase [NAD(P)+] activity
Source: RefSeq, a predicted model, not a curated record